Messenger RNA from Hydra vulgaris (swiftwater hydra), 1821 nucleotides. RefSeq lists its product as uncharacterized. The record is from RefSeq and is a predicted model, not a curated record. NCBI's taxonomy places the organism in Eukaryota, Metazoa, Cnidaria, Hydrozoa, Anthoathecata, Hydridae.
UAUGCUUCGCUGCACAAAAGCAACAAGUUAUGUUUUAGACUUAUUGCUAUAAACGGUGGAACGCAACUAAAACGGUAUAGCUCCUUGUUUGCUCUGAUGAUAUUUUUUACAACACUGGUGAUAGUAACAAGCAUAAUCCUAAUCGAAACUCGCUCUCUUUCUGCUUUAAAAGAAAUUCCGAAAUUCCCGCGGCUAACAGAAUUUUUUAAAAAGAAGCCCGAGUAUAGCAAAAAGUCCAAACUCAGCCAAUGUGAAGUUGAUAUCCGUAAAGAACAAUGUGCAUAUAUAGCUUAUCCAAAACGACCACACUGUCUGGUUCUAAAAAACAUUAUAUCAGACUUAAUACCACAAUACAAAGUGUUACUUAACUCGACAGAGCUAAAUGAUUUUAAAAUGCAAAGUAUCUCGCGUUUGCUUGUCAACACAUGUUCUAGAAAACUUACAAUAAAAACAGAAGCUGAUGGAAAAUUUACUAUCAUUCCAAAAGUUCUACAGCUAAAAUCUGUCGAAGCAGGUGUGUCAAUUCCAAUACCACUAGGUGAUUACCAACUUUUUGGCACUGGAGAAUGGAAUAUGGCUGACAUAAAAAUGAAAAUUAAGUUUUCAAAGGAAGAUUAUGAUCAGUAUACUAUUAGUGGCUUCUCAGAAAUAGAUUUAGUCUCUAUAUCAAGAAUAAGCGAAAUCUUUGAUUUGGACAUACUUCCAAAAGGGCCUCUCACUGAGUUGCUGAGAAAUAUACAUUUAGAAAACCUUACACUUCGAAAAUGCAGACUGUAUGGAUUUGUACAACCUCUACGGAAAAACUAUGAGUUAGUAAUUACAGGUUCACCUAACUUAGAAGAAUUUGAGCGUGGUAAUAUGAGAAUUUUUAUUACAAAAAACAACGAUAAAAAAAAUUUAGCUUUUUUAAUUGAACUUCAAGAUUACUCGCCUGUAACUCUUCUUUCAAAAAUAUAUGGUCCUGUUAUAAAUCAAGUUUCAAUUUUACGUGACCGAAAUCAAACAAUUGCGUUAUAUGUAUCGUUACUUCCAACAGCUAAUUUUUCCACAACCUUUACUUCACACGGGAGCUCUAGAUGGAUUCAUAGAGAUUCUAAUUUUGGUCCUGGGGCCUUUUUGCUUGUAACUUUGCCAUUCCCUCGGAGAAAAGCGCUUGACAUGCAAAUACAGCUAUACUCAGAUGGCUUGGGAUUUAGCUUACCUGAAAACGAAAAUCUUCCUGGAGAUUUAGCUCUUGGUGCAAUCUCUCCAGCAAAAAUAAUGCAUAUUGGCGUAGACAAAAAAGCUGUACAAAAAAACAAAGACGAUGAAAAGUAUAAGAGAAUUAAAAUACUUAAAUUUAGGUAUUUUCUAUUUAAUGAUACUUACUUGGCAGCUGUAGAAUCCCAUUUGACAGAUGAAGAAGAACUCGAGGAACUAAUGCCAGAAAAGCGUUCAGAUUAUUAUAGUGAAAACGAAAAAAACUACAUUUUUGAGAAAUCUCUCGCUGGCGAUACUAACCUAGAUGCAUUUUUUAAACGAGAAGAGUCUGAAACGGGAGCAACUAGGCGCGAUGUAGGAGCAGAAUUAAAGACAAGUAAAAAUUUAAAAAGUAUUUUGUCCAGUAUUGGAUAAAAGUUUAACUUUCAAGUUAAUAUCUUAAAUUUUAAAAUAUAGCGCAUGAACAUAUCAAAAAACAAACAAGAUUCUUAUAAUAUUCUCCGCUUUGAUUUUCUUAUAAGUAAGUUUUACAUUUUGAAAAUAAGUUUUAGCGAUAAUUUAUACAACAAUUUAUACAACAAUUUUCAGUGCACCCACCCCUUUGAUAAUCUAAAGGAAACU